GACAGGAAGAUAACAGUGGAGACUAAAGCAGCAGCAGCAGCAGCAACAGUGCUGUGGCACUUUCUCUUCACGGACAUGACAGCACAGAUGCCAGACUGAAACUGCGCCGAACUUCCACUGCGCGAGGCGAUCCUUUUAUUUCUCUCUCGUGGGCGUUUUCUGCUGCAGACGCUCCAACUUGUGGCAGAAGUCAGUGCGUGUGUUUGUAGUGUGAACGCAAGGGAGGAGGAGGAGGGGGGAGAGAGGAGAGGAGGAAUGCACGGGUUCGACGGAUCUCGUUCCUGUGCGUUUGUUCCCCCCAAAGAUCAGUGUCGUGACUCGGUCCAGGUGAGAGAAUCGAUCGUGCAACCAUCCACGUAGAACAUGCAGCUGCACAAGGGGCUCUAACACGGUUGUUUACCUGCGUUGAAGCGUGCACGUCGCGCCUGUGUGCAGAGCGACUCUCCGUCAUGGGGAACUACCGCGCGUAACGCUGGCUCUCUCCAUGGAGCCGCGCAUCACGAGCCGCACGUUAACGCACACGGAGUGACUUGAAUCAAGAUGAGUCUGGACCAGGGCGGGAUCUCCUUACAGGUGCCUUGUUUUGGUGCAUGUCCCGGCAAAGAGAGCUCCAGUGGUGGCGCUGGUGACACCACUACCACCAACAGCAGCAGCAGCGGCGGCGGUGGUUGGGGAGGAGGUGUCAACAACGCCGCAGCUGGAGCUGGAGCUGGACUCCCUGCAGCCGGGACUUACUGGCAGGACUCUGCGAUGUCCAGCGGGAUGUACAGCCCCACCGCCGUGACCUGCCCCAUGGAGGUCGGUGGGCUGCUGUCCACAGGGAAGUCCUCGUCUAAAAGCAGGCCGGUGACCGUCGCCUAUGUGGUGAAUGGUGAAACGAGUCAGCAGAAUAAUAACGCGGAGAGUUUGGCUCUGCAGUGUCUGAAGGACGCCUGUGAUGCCGUGGGCAGCAAACUGGAGACGGUCAACUUUGGGAAACUGGACUUUGGGGAGACCACGGUGCUGGACAGCUUUUAUAACGCAGACUUGGCCGUGGUGGAGAUGACAGAUGCUUUUCGACAGCCCUCGCUCUUCUACCACCUGGGCGUGAGAGAGAGCUUCAGCAUGGCCAACAAUAUCAUCCUGUACUGUGACACUAACUCCGACUCCCUCCAGUCUCUUCAGGAGAUAAUUUGCCAGAAGAACACUACGUGCUCAGCCAAUUACACCUUCAUCCCCUACAUGGUGACGCCCCACAACAAAGUGUACUGCUGCGAGGGCAGCCUCAUGAAGGGUCUGACAGAACUGAUGCAGCCCAGCUUUGAGAUGCUGCUGGGGCCCAUCUGUAUGCCACUGCUGGACCGAUUCAUCCAUCUGCUCAAAGUGUCACAGGCCAACUCCCACCAGUAUUUCCAUGAAACCAUUCUGAACGAGAUCCGGAAAGCUCGAGAACUUUACACCGGCAUGGAGCUGGCUGCCGAGCUGAACCGAAUCCAACAGCGUCUGGACAACGUGGAGUGCCUUUCGGUUGACAUCGUCAUCAACCUGCUGCUGACGUACAGAGAUAUCCAGGACUACGAGUCCAUCGUGAAGCUGGUGGAGACGUUGGAGAAGCUCCCGACCUUUGACCUGGUAGCUCACCCACAUGUAAAGUUCCACUACGCCUUUGCAUUGAAUCGGAGGAACCUGCCAGGAGACAGGCAGAGAGCCCUGGACAUCAUGCUGCCCCUGGUGGAGGACGAAGAGAACGUGGCCUCGGACAUCUACUGCCUGGUGGGACGCAUUUACAAGGACACAUUCCUGGAGUCUCACUUUACUGAUACACAGAGCAGAGACAGUGGGACACUAUGGUUUAAAAAGGGGUUUGAGUCAGAGCCAACACUGCACUCUGGCAUCAACUACGCCGUCCUCCUCCUGGCAGCUGGACACCAGUUUGACACUUCUUUUGAGCUACGCAAAGUGGGAGUUAAGCUGAGCAGCCUUCUGGGUAAAAAAGGAAGCCUGGACAAGCUGCAGAGCUACUGGGAUGUGGGCUUCUUCCUGGGAGCCAGUAUCCUGGCCUGCGACAACACCAGGGUCAUCCAGGCCUCCGAGAAACUCUUCAAACUCAAAGCUCCCAUCUGGUAUCUACGCUCACUGGUGGAAACCAUCUUAAUUUACCAGCACUUUAAGAAACCCAGCUCUGAGCAUACCGCCCCUAAACAGGAGCUGGUGGAUUUCUGGAUGGACUUCCUGGUGGAGGCGACCAAGAAAGACGUCUCCUCUGUCAGGUUCCCAGUGUUAAUACUGGAGCCCACCAAAGUGUACCAGCCCUCGUAUUUGUCCAUAAAUAAGGACGUGGAGGACAACACGGUGUCCAUCUGGCAUGUUGCUCCAGAUGAUGAGAACAAAGGAAUCCACGAGUGGAACUUCGGAGCUGCGUCAGUACGAGGUGUCAGCAUCUCCAAGUUUGACCAGCGCAGCGCCUUCCUCUACGUCCUGCACAAUGCAGAAGACUUUCAGAUCUAUUUCUGCACAGAGAUGCACUGUAAAAGAUUCUGUGAUCUGGUCAACAGCAUCACUGAGGAGAGCUGGAAAGGUCCGGAGGAGGGAGAGUGUGACAGUGACGCCCUAGAGUACGACUAUGAGUACGACGAGCAUGGCGAGAGGGUGAUUCUGGGUAAAGGCACGUUCGGUGUGGUGUACGCGGGUCGUGACCUCAGCAACCAAGUCCGACUGGCCAUCAAAGAAAUCCCAGAGAAAGACAGCAGGUACUCUCAGCCGCUCCACGAAGAGAUCGCUCUCCACAAACACCUAAAGCACAAGAACAUUGUCCAGUACCUGGGCUCCAUCAGCGAGAAUGGAUUCAUCAAGAUCUUCAUGGAGCAGGUGCCUGGAGGGAGCCUGUCCGCCCUGCUGAGGUCCAAGUGGGGGCCCUUGAAGAACAACGAGCCCACCAUCGGCUUCUACACCCGGCAGAUCCUGGAGGGGCUGAAAUAUCUGCACGACAACCAGAUCGCACACAGAGACAUCAAAGGCGACAACGUCCUCAUCAACACCUACAGCGGCGUCCUGAAGAUAUCGGACUUUGGCACGUCCAAGAGAUUGGCCGGAAUCAACCCCUGCACCGAGACUUUCACAGGCACGCUCCAGUACAUGGCUCCAGAAAUUAUAGACAAAGGUCCUCGUGGAUAUGGUAAACCGGCCGACAUCUGGUCUCUGGGCUGCACCAUCAUAGAGAUGGCAACUGGGAAACCUCCGUUCUACGAGCUGGGAGAACCGCAGGCUGCCAUGUUCAAGGUGGGCAUGUUUAAGAUCCAUCCAGAGAUCCCAGAGUCCAUGUCUCUGGAGGCCAAGGCCUUCAUCUUACGUUGUUUUGAGCCCGACCCGGACCGGCGUGCCACAGCUCUGGACCUGCUCACGGACGAGUUCCUCACAGUCACCAGCCGCAAGAAGAAGGGCAAAGGAGGAUUCACAGGUGGCAUUCACCUUAAUGCUCUAUCACCAGGGACAGAGUAUCUCCGCAGCAUCUCUCUGCCCGUGCCCGUGGUGGUGGAGGACACCAGCAGCAGCAGCGAGUACGGCUCCGUCUCCCCUGACAACGACCUCAACACCAACCCUUUCAUCUUCAAGCCCAGCAUCAAGUGCUACAGCGAGAGGGACGUCAAGGGGCCGCGCUCUCUGUUCCUCAGCAUUCCCGUGGAGAACUUUGAGGACCACAGUGCUCCUCCAUCGCCUGAUGAGAAGGACUCUGGCUUCUUCAUGCUCCGAAAAGACAGCGAGAGACGAGCGACACUGCACCACAUUCUGACAGAGGACCAGGAUAAGGUGGUGGCCAACCUGAUGGAGGCGCUCACACAGGGCUCCGAGGAGACCAGACUGAAGCCUCAGCACAUCUCCACCCUGGUGGUCAGUCUUGGGGAUUUUGUCCGUAUGGCAGAUAGGAAGAUCAUCGCCAACACGCUCUCACAGCUCAAACUGGAGCUGGACUUUGACAGCACUGCCAUCAGUCAACUGCAGGUGGUGCUCUUCGGAUUUCAAGAUGCUGUGAAUAAAGUGCUGCGAAACCACAACAUCAAGCCUCACUGGAUGUUCGCUCUGGACAACAUCAUCCGUAAAGCUGUGCAGACGGCCAUAACGAUACUUGUACCAGAAUUGAGGCCUCACUUCAGUCUGGCCUCAGAAAGCGACGCCGCCGAUCAGGACGAUGUCGACGAAGAUGACGGCGAGGCUGCGAGGAACCCCACCCAUCAGAGCCGAGUGCCUCCUGUAGCCACACACGACGACACCGUGGCCACGUCAGGGGUCAGCACGCUGAGCUCCACCGUCUCACAGGAGUGCCAAAAUGCACAGCGCUCUGUGAGCAUGGAGCUGGGCAGGAUGAAGCUGGAGACUAACAGGCUGCUGGAAGAGCUGCUGGAGAAGGAGAGAGAGUAUCAGGCCAUACUGCAGCAAGUGUUGAAAGAGAGAGAGCAGGAGAUCAGACUACUGAGGCUGAGAUCUGAGCCCACCGACGUUCCUGAGUCGUCCUCUGAAGCCCAGAGGAGUCAGACCGCAGAGAGAUUUGAAGACUCAGAGCUGAGCAGCUGGCUGAGGCUCCAGGGUGCAGACCAGGACUCUAUAGACAAGAUUUUAAACGAACAGUACACACUGAACGACAUCCUCCAUGAUGUAACCAGAGACGACUUGAAGAGUUUAAGACUGAGAGGCGGAAUCCUGUGUAAAUUGUGGAAAACCAUCACAGACUACAGACAAAAGAAAACCUGAUGCCUUAAACUGCACUGACCACGCAGAGGAAACCUGGAAGAUUUUCCCAGUGACUAUUUUCUUCUUUACCUCAGUAUUUAUACAAGUGAGAUUUUCAGACGAGCCAGAGUUCGUUGUGUGUGUGUGUGUGCGCGCGCACAUGCAUAGGAAAGUACCAGAUCCCAAGGAUGUUGUGAACUUCAAACCAUGGCUUUGAAACAAGGAUCAAGGAUGUGAAGUCAACCAACACUGAGCAGUGCCACUGGGUUUGUCUUAUUUGUUACAGUUGUGUCAAAACAAAUUUAAAAAAAAUAUGGCUGAAAAACAAUUCUCCAUAAACUCUUCAAACGUUUUCUCCAGACUUUAGAAGAUGUUGAGCGUUUACAGAACUGACUGUUUUCUAUCACAGAGGCCUGAGAUACAAAACAUAUGACAUUAUAUUAAAAAAAUUGUGCUUUUUAUAACUAUAGGCAUCAUAUCAUUACUUUAUUUAAAUGGACUUUAAUUAAUUUAAUUGCCAUGGACUAAUCUGAAGGAUGUGAGUGCAUGCCCUGUUUCUUUAUUUCAUCUGUACUGAGACUUAUUUAAUUUCAUUUGUACUGUUGUUUUUUAAAAUUUUGUUGUUUUUUUUAAAUCACAAAUCUCCACUUUUUUAUUUUUCAGAAACAUGUAUAUAUUGUGUUCUAAAUUAUAUGUGAAUCACAUUUAUGUAUUUUGAAAUAUAUAUAUAUAUUUAACCAUAACAUGGUUCACUCUAUAUUGAACACGUGAAUGAUAAAUGGGAUGUGUAUUUUAUGUAUUUUCUCGAGGUGAUGAUCUGUUAGUAAUUAAUGUUACAUGGGAGCAUUCUACUCUUUUUAACCUUGUACACUGACUUUAUUGUAAUGAUGUGAUGCAGUCAUUCAGCCACAUCUAUGUUGUGAUGGAAAAAACAUGUCACAUUAAAGAUCCCGGAGUUUGUUAUUUCA
Cynoglossus semilaevis (tongue sole) is the source of this 5672-nucleotide messenger RNA. RefSeq names its product mitogen-activated protein kinase kinase kinase 5 (gene map3k5). Bases 541 to 4725 code for a protein of 1394 amino acids. The transcript is spliced from 30 exons. The record is from RefSeq and is a predicted model, not a curated record. Gene Ontology annotation, molecular function: MAP kinase kinase kinase activity; ATP binding. Gene Ontology annotation, biological process: cellular response to stress; MAPK cascade; protein phosphorylation. Lineage: Eukaryota; Metazoa; Chordata; Actinopteri; Pleuronectiformes; Cynoglossidae.